Molecule: messenger RNA, 2193 nt
Organism: Pochonia chlamydosporia 170
Lineage: Eukaryota; Fungi; Ascomycota; Sordariomycetes; Hypocreales; Clavicipitaceae
Product: temperature dependent protein affecting m2 dsRNA replication domain-containing protein
Exons: 6
Coding region: 1-2193 (730 amino acids)
Molecular function (GO): nuclease activity
Source: RefSeq, a predicted model, not a curated record
AUGCCACUUCUCAUUGAGGAUACCUGGAUCAAUGGCCAGGCAACUUCUUUCGAUCUUACUGAGCUUGAAGACUGCGCCAUCGCCGUCGAUGCGACAUACUACCUGAGCCAGCUCCUCGACACGUCCCCUGCCCAUGAGCCGCUGUUGUCAGCUCUCGGUGGCCUUACUGGCAUUCAGACACACAUCAACGAGAAUCUUGAUCUUUGGGAUAAGAACCGCAUACAUCCAUUCUUUAUCUUCGAUGGCCAGUCGAUCACAGGCCAGGACGACGUUGGUCUCAAGCGAAGGCGAGCCGCAAACAAGAAGACGGACGAGGCGUGGGACCUGUACUCGAGAUCAGAAGCUGAGCAAGCUGUGGCAACCUUUGGGGCAAAUGCAGGCGCAUAUAUCAUACAAAAUCUGUACCCUCUGUUGCAAGGGAUUUUGAAGAAGAGAGGUCUCCAUUUUCUGGUUCCUCCGUACAAUGCAUGCGCUCAGCUAUCGUACUUUGAGAUGAUUGAUUCCAACCAAUGUGCUGGCGUCAUGGGCCCUCAAGAGCUUCUUCUCUAUCCCAUCAAGGACUCCAUCAUUCGUGGGCUCGAUUUUGAGGCAAACAAGGUAACGGCCCUUUCCAAGAAGAAGGUAAUGCGCGGUCUCGGUGUGGCAGAACCCAUGUUCAUUGACGCACUGCUCAUGAGUGGCACUACCUUCCUUCCCACUUUUCCGCCUCUGUUAGAUGCGUCGAUGUACCCCAGUCAUUACACCAUAAUGGAUGCCGUUAAUAUCCUGAGGACCUCCGACAAAGCAGUGGCGAAUGCUUGUGCCUCCUUCAAUGACAUCCUACAGGCUCAAGAUGCCAACUGGCUGGACAAAUUCAGGAAGGCACGAAUGGCCGUUCACCACUUCAUCUAUAUUGCGGAAAACGGAGACGUUGUUGUCAACGACUCUGAACGCCUCACCAAGGACAAUCACGAGUAUCUCGGUCUCCAACUGCCUGCAGAACUCUUCCAUUACCUCAACACGGGUUUGAUAGGCGCACGCAAUCUGAACAGUAUAACGCACGGUCAGAUUGUUGUGCAACCUACACUGGAUGGCGUGGUAUCCGACGAGUACAAGAACCUUGUCACCACGAAGUUAGUUCCAAUCAAGGAACAGGCUCUUAGCCUGAUGAUUCCCCGAGUUCACCGUGGCAUUGGUCACAAAGACAUCAUUUUGCGCGUCUGGUUCGACCCUAAAUUCUCCCACACGAUUAACCAUCGUGCUCAACAACCGCCUCCUUCGCAACAGGUCGGCACUUGGGACGUAAAGGAGAGCGACGUGCGCAGUGUCUUCCCUGCAGGAUUUGCUGGUCCCAUUUACCUGGAAGUCUUGGCGCUCGCUAAUUCCGAGUUUGUGGCAAAGACUAUUGCCAAGGAAUCCAAGAUUCGGGGCAUUGACACCUUGGAAAUGGUGUCUUCUGUUGCUAUAUGGCGUUUCUUACAUCUGAGAGGCUAUGUGAACGACUCCCAUACACUGACGAAAUGGGGUAAUGCGUUGGCGACGACCUUAUUGACCCUUAAAGACGCUGCCGAGAACCGACCUGAGGUUCCUGGUCUCGACGAGGCAGCUCUCCUUGCUUUUGAGUUGGUUCGACACGGCGUACUAGGAGCUAAGCAUCAGGAAAACAUUGCUGGUUUACCCCGCAGAGGAACUGACGAAGACAAAUCAAGCUUGGUGUUGAUCAGCCAAUGUGCAACACUACUGAAGCUGCGCCAUCAGGUUUAUGGAUACACUGGACCUCUUAACAAGAGUCUACUAGCAUUCCGCUCUCAGUCCUCGGCUGUCCGCGAGGUAGAUCGUGAUUUGAUUGAAGCUAUUGUGGCGUCCAUGUUUAUGUACGGCCAGAGCAAGAGAGACAGAGAGGAUUACCUCGAGAUUAGCCAAAGGCUACCCUUCUUGCAGGAACCCGAUAUUGGAUUGGGAAUUGCUGUCCGAACGUUCUUUGAUGAGGACGAUGCUUCUCACAGCAAGGAGAAGCGAAAUGAACGGCUGGAGGAAUUCCCCAAGACUUUUGUGCCAUUUGCCGAGGCCUUGACGGAUGACUUCCGAAUCUGCGUGGAUUUCGUCAAUGCUCUGAAUCAGGGCAUGCAGAUUCUUGGCCCCGAUGAGCUUCCUGCGGCGGACAAAGCAGCAUGGACCAAGGCACAGGCUUAUCUUGACGCUCGGCCAUUCUGA